Macrobrachium nipponense is the source of this 645-nucleotide messenger RNA. RefSeq names its product general transcription factor II-I repeat domain-containing protein 2-like. NCBI's taxonomy places the organism in Eukaryota, Metazoa, Arthropoda, Malacostraca, Decapoda, Palaemonidae. The transcript has a single exon. The coding region runs from base 1 to 645 and encodes 214 amino acids. The record is from RefSeq and is a predicted model, not a curated record.
AUGGUUGGAAGUAAAACAGGGUUGGUCGAGAAAAUCUGCAAUGAAGUCGCUAUUGCUAAUGGCACCCCUCCUCUGAAGUUCCUUUGCAUUAUUCAUCAGCAGGUACUGUGCAGUAAGGUUCUUAAAUUUGAAGAUAUCAUGAACGUCGUCGUAUCAACUGUGAAUUUCAUUAGACGUCAUGGUUUGAAUCAGCGACAGUUUCAGACAUUUUUAUCUGAAAUAGAUUCAGAGUAUGGUGAUGUAUUGCACCAUACUGAAGUGAGGUGGCUCAGCAAAGGAAAAGUUCUCAGGCGUUUUCUUCGUCAUGAAAUUGAAAUAUUUUUUACUGAAAAAGGAAAGAUUCCAGAAGCAUUUUCAGAUUCAGACUGGGUUUUCUGCUUGGCUUUCUUAUCUGAUAUAACUGAUCAUUUGAAUAAUUUGAACUUAGGACUGCAAGGCAAUAGAAAAUUGGUAUCAGAUAUGUUUACUGAGGUGAAAGCAUUUGAAAAUAAACUAGAUAUUUUCAUGAAACAGUUCAGUGAUGAAAACUUUAUACAUUUUCCCUGUUGUAAAGUGUUGCAGAAUGAGAAAAGGAAUACUUCAACUGCCUCGAAAGAAAAAUGUACAAAAGCAAUGGAACUUUUAAAAAGAAGAAUUUGCAAAUAG